Molecule: messenger RNA, 875 nt
Organism: Actinia tenebrosa (Australian red waratah sea anemone)
Lineage: Eukaryota; Metazoa; Cnidaria; Anthozoa; Actiniaria; Actiniidae
Product: leucine--tRNA ligase, cytoplasmic
Biological process (GO): leucyl-tRNA aminoacylation
Molecular function (GO): ATP binding; leucine-tRNA ligase activity; aminoacyl-tRNA deacylase activity
Source: RefSeq, a predicted model, not a curated record
CUCGCCUGUCCAUUUCUUGUUUUUCUUCAGGUGGCCGAGAGGAGUUCGCGCCAAUGGACAUCUGCUGCUUAAUUCAGAAAAGAUGUCUAAAUCUACUGGGAAUUUCCUGACGUUGCGUCAAGCCCUCGACAAGUUCUCUGCUGAUGGCAUGAGACUGACGCUCGCUGAUGCCGGAGAUACAAUUGAGGAUGCAAACUUUGUUGAGAAAAUGGCUGACGCUGGAAUUCUACGUCUCUAUACUUUCCACGAGUGGAUUAAGGAAAUCCUCGAGGCCAAAGACUCCCUCCGGACAGGAGAUGCUAGUUCAUUCAACGAUCGCGUGUUUGAUAGGUACGAGUGAUCGUUCUUCGUUCGUGUCUGUUUUUGUCUGUUUACGAUCAUAGCGCUGGACUUUCAGUCGGACAAUAAAUCAGGAAUGCAGAUUUCAAAACGAAGAUUGAAAUAGAAAGCAAUUGGUGCAGCUGCCUUAGACUUUACGUCUGCCAUCGACCGACUACCCGGAUGAAUCUGUAAUAACAAAUUACCGAUAUGUUAUAAGAACAAUCAAUCCGAAUGGCCCCAAGAGCCGUCUGGUAAUGAAUCGGUAAAUAGCAGAUCCCUGGAGCCUAUCAGAUGGGGUGUUUUUAUGGUCGUCGGUGGUCGAGGGCAAAUGGAAUAACAACACAUGAUGGAUCCCAUAUGAUUUAACAAUCACGUUCACACGUUGCAUAUUAAUUAAAACACUCACAGUUGACGUGUAAACCACACAUUCCUUGUGAAACAGAAUCACGUUUCACCGGUGCAUACUAAUAUCAUUAAAACACUUACAGUUAUCGUGUAAACCACACAUUCCUUGUGAAACAGAAUCACGUUCACACGUUGCAUAUUAAUUAAAA